Molecule: messenger RNA, 5425 nt
Organism: Ceratosolen solmsi marchali
Lineage: Eukaryota; Metazoa; Arthropoda; Insecta; Hymenoptera; Agaonidae
Gene: tyf
Product: twenty-four
Exons: 10
Coding region: 1228-5319 (1363 amino acids)
Source: RefSeq, a predicted model, not a curated record
CUCACGCCAGUCUCGCUGUGCGAGCGAGCGGCUUUGGAGGAUUCAACAACGUGAAGAUGAGGAGAAAAGUCGUCGCUGGGGACAAUUGAGUCUCCCCUGUCUCCAAAUUGGAGAAGAGCAAGGAGAGUGCCGUGACAUACUGGAAUAAGGGAAUAAGUGUGAGGCAAGUGUCGUGGUUGUGUCGUACGUCGAGAAGUGAACUGCCGGGGCGUCAUCGUUAUAACACUGAACGUAAAGUGUUCUUGGCUCUCGUCAUUACCGUUGCCGUCGUUGUCGUCGUCGUCGUGGUCGUCGUCAACGCCACUGUCGUCCGUGCGUCACUGCUCUCAUCGGGUGAGCAUUGGAAACGAUCCGUUCGAGCGACUCCGCGAAGCCUCGACUUUCCUCCCGCGCGGUCCCGUCCUCGUUUCCUUACUCUCGCCACUGUGUCCCGCUCUGUCUCGCGCGCACUCUACCCCCUUGUUUUCGGGCCGCGCAAGGUGUAAACAGUCACCCCGACAUCGCUGAUCGAUCGAGAAUCAGCGCGACGAAGAGAAAAAGAUAGAUAGAGAGGAAACUGCCGACACACUUCACUCGCGCAACGCCGAGUGCAAACUACGAUAGAUAAAUAGUUGGUAAGAGAGAGAGAGAGAGAGAGAGAGAGAGAGAGAGAGAGAGAGAACGAGAGAACUGAAGUGGGAGUGAAAGAGCUCCGCAGACGACGGCGGGAGAAGAGAGACAGUAGGAGAAAGUGGCAGUGGCCCGUCGGCGCGGCCGAUAAAGUGAGGUUAGGUUGUAGGUGUGCUGCGUGUGGGGUACGUUACCCGAUCAAAAUACCUACAACCCGUUAUCGGCGUUUGCUUGCACCGCGUCCAGGUGACUCGAAAGUAUUGUGCGCGAUGUGUCGCGACCUGGCCGACGUCUAGCCCACGAACGGGUGACUGUCCCGAUGAACCAAAUCGUCGAGCAGCAGCGGCAGCAACAGCAGUAUCGGCGGCAAUUUCUUUAACCCGCGAAAAAUGCCGUUGGCCAACGGCGGCUUUUCUCCGACGAUCCCCUGAUUUUUGACCCUUGAUCCCAGCGUAACCUUGUGGGCGCCCGUAUUGGGUCGCAGCGUUACUCAGUGAUAUCCCUCGACGCGCCCAAUCGAACGGACAAAGAUAGACGCCCGUCGGCGAUGACGAGGUAAGAGUCGCUGAGGCACGGUUGCAGACGCAGCUGCAGCGCCCGUUCCUGUCGUCGAUCGCAAUGAAAAUGGCCCCAGGACCGGAUCAGCAACAGCAGGAGCCCGCGGCGAGUGACAAGAGCACCGGCGGGGGCACCAACGUCGCCGCCACGACAUCCCCGGCCUCCUCGACCUCCGCUUCCUACGAUUCUCAGCCGAUAACGGCUCCCCCGACCUCGCUCGCGUCCGGUGCGACAGCACUUGUCUUCCCUUUGCCCGAGGCUGGCCAAGGCAGCAGUGGCGGCGGCGGCGGCGGCGGCGCCGGCGGCAGUGGUCAGGAAGCCGCCCUGCCUAUACUCAAUAACGCAGCCCUCGUCGAUAGCAAGCAGGAAGAGCCUGCAACCCUGUCAACUUUAAACGAAGGAGAGCUUCGAGCAUUAUUGGAUGAAGCCAUUACAUACAAAUGUCCCAAAGAUCGUGAAGGAAAGUCCAAUCUUUUUAAGGAACUACUUCAAGAAGCGGAAGCCGACGAAAGCGAGGAGGGCCGGUGGACAGUGACAAGCGGCAGCAGUGGUGGCGGCUCAUCGCGCUGCCUCCCGGGCACAAAUCGCAGCCGUCGCCACAAGCGUGACUCCGUCUCGGAGCACCUGACCCACGGGGGCUCGCUGCAGAACUUGGCGCGCGAGCCCGGGCCCAACUCCGAAUUCGACAGCGGCUUCGCUUACCUGGUCUCCGGCUCGAGUCAGACAUACGCGGGCGGCCCCAGGCGCAGCAAGCAGAAGCGCCACCCGGGCCCGAGCGUCUCCGCGAGGCAGAGGGAAGGCGGCUCCCUGCCCUCCAACGUCAAUGCCACGCACACCCUUGCAUCCCUUGCCAAUUUCGACCUAGUGUUCGAGAAGAAGAAGGGUUUAUCUGAAGAAAAAUCUGUAUACGAUUGGACUAAUAAAGAAAAAUCCAAAUCUUUGGAUAAGCCUUCUUACGAUCGAUAUUCUAAGAAAGAAGAAAAAGAAAAGGAGAGAAAGGAAAGUAAAUUAAGUGGCUCGUGUGACAUUGAAAGUGAAUUGCGAGACAAACGAAGCAGUAACAGGGGAAAACUUGGAACAAAUGAGAUGCUCGAGUCAGACAACCCACCUCCAGAGUAUAAUAAACAAGAUUGUAUGGUGAUCGGUUUGGAAGAUUUUGAGGCAAGUGUCGUAAGCGAGCGAAAUGCUUCAGCCGCGCUCGGAGGUGUUCAGAGGCCUCGCUCGCUGGACGCAGAGGAUGACGAAGGAACUGAAAUGAAAAUUAUCGAUCACCGCCGGCCGGUACAAUUCAUAACCCGUGCAACCUUCGACAUAACUCAAACCCCCGUCGAUUCGACCAUCGAAUUCCCAACCUUUCGUGAGCACACCACUAAACUGGAGAAGUCAAAGAUCAAUGUAAAUGGAACGGAAGGGACGAGCUCGCUUCCCUUCCCACAAUACAAUAACGUAAAAUGUGUCAUGAGUGGACCCCCCAAUGUUUACUCGGUAAUGUCCUGGCCGUCACCUAACAUAUCUAUGGUUUCUAGGCUAACAGCACAGCAUAUUCCGGGAAAAGAAUCUUCCUUAUCUGGAGAGAAAAAGUCACUUGAUGAAAACGGUAACGCUGUUCAAGUCUACAACGGAGAGAAAAAAAAGCCUCGUCGAAAGAAUGCCCAAGAACCAAACGUCAUAGUAUAUCAAUCUGAGAAUGUAAAGGGUCACAGAAACGAAGAUAUUGAUAUUUUAAUAAGUUUCAUUGAAAACAAAGAGUGUAAAAGCAAAAAGGGAAAAGCCAGUAACUCGAUUAAAGUAAAAGCUGCAUCAAAUACAAAGUCACGAUCUCGAGACAAUAAAGACAUUAAAAGGGAACAGAUACCUGCAAAAUUACAAAAGUCAAACUCUUUAGAAGAAAUUUCAAAGACCAAACUUAAGGAUCUUACUACGGAAAAAAGCACAACUUCAAGUGGAUCAAGCAGCGUUUCCAGUCAGCAUGGUUCCAUUAAUGUAGCUUUACGUCGUACAAAACAGCGAAGUACUGGUGAUACAACAGUGGUAGAUUCACGAGGCGAUCGUAGAUCUUGGGGCACCGAAGAAGGACAGUCUAUUUAUUGCAAUGAUACAGGCGAUGAUUACAGUAGUCGCCGAAAUUCCGUGAAAAAGAAUAACGUAGAUUACGAAGCGGAAACAGAGUUUCAUGUUGUAACAAACAAGAAAAAGAAAGCUAAAAAGCAGCGUAGAAGUUCUAGUGGUGGAAGAGCACAGAAUCUUACGGGUUCUGGAUCAUAUUUACAACGUGGUAGAGGCUUCAAUAACGAUUAUAGGACGCCUUUGUCUCCAGAACUCAGACGGAAAUCUGCCAGCAGUAUGCCUCCAAGUGACAAAUCAGAUAGCAGUGACCUAGACUCUGUUCAUUCGCUUCCUGUAACGUCAAAUUCGUCGAAACACAAUUCAUCAAAGACAGUUACAUCAUCAUCAAGUGCACCUCAAGCAAGUUACGCUGAUAUCGCGCGCAUGGCAACGCUUAAUAUGCCAGCGACGCCUGUUUUAAACAUAUCGAAUUUAAUGCCGAAUGUGAUCAAUACAGCAGCGUGGCCUACCGUCGCUUCCUCAAAGAAUAAUACAGAAAUAGAGAAGCUUCCAAACGACUAUUACCCAAGCCUCGAUGAGCUACAGCACUCCGACAGAAAAUUGCGGCAGCAGAGCUUUGCCCAACAAGGCCCAAUGAGCGUUAGUCUUGAUAAGCCACCUUCGCCAACAAUGCCCAAAUCCAAGCUGCCAACCGAAGGCAGCAAAAAGACGCAAGAGGCGCAGGAGGAAGCCAUGAGCAAAGUAGUCAAGUAUGUACAAGACAUUGAGAAGAUGCAACAGGAAAACAAACAGUCGAUUAAUAAUUCUAGUCUAAAUUCAAACGAAACAACACCAACCAAUCCACUGCCUCCGAAGUUACCCGAGUCGUCCUCUAAUUUUUCUUCUCCGCCUGAAAUGGAGAACAGUAGUAAUAGCGAGAGUACCAAGGAUUUAAAUGCAAAUGUAAAAAGUACAAGAAUACGUAAAAAUCAUCCGCAAAACUCUGGCUCGGGUAAUAGAGAGUAUUCUACUACUCAAAGUCAAUCGCAGAUCGACGAGUCUCGCGAUUCAAAGAAAUUUCAAAGCUCGUUGCCAGACGAAAUGAAAGUCGCCAAUCCAAUUCAAUCGCAGCAAGAUGAUAAGGAUGUGAAGAAGAUGGCAAGUGCACAUAAUGUGACGGCAGGACCGUCAGAAAUUAUUGAUUCUGCCAAGACAAGGAUAGGGAAUAAUGUUUUGCGAUCCGUUAUCGAUGCCGAGACUGCACGUGUAAAUAAAACUGAAAAACUUUCCAAAGCUUCUAAGGAUCAACAACAAAUUAAUUCUAAAGACACUUUGAAAGUGUGUUAUCAGCAACAGACUCCAAAUUGUCGACAAGAUAAACCAGGCGAUGACUUGGAAAACAAAAAGUCAAAACAGUCCAAUUCCAUUAACAAAAGUGAAAAAGAACAAAAGGUUACUGAAAAUUAUUCAAUAAACAAAGUGAACCCAUUAUCAAUAACAACAACAACAACCACAACAGCGUCGACAAGACCUGCGGUAAUACUCUUGGAUGAAAACGUAACCGAUCAAUCCAGGAGUACAGAAUCGGAAUCGAGUGAACUCAUAUUCGGAUUCGAGAUUAAUGAACAGCUUCUUCUAUCGGAGGAGGAGGAUGAGGGUGAGGAUGAAGCUCCAACGGCCGGUGUAGAUUUAUCUCAUUAUGCCAAUUCAGGGCCACACUUUAGUCAACCGCCGCCAAUGUUCGACAAGCACGUUAGAUGUGAUAAAUUCCCGCCGAAUUUCCCUAUCAAUCCGUAUAUGUACGUGCAUCCGAUUCCCCCUCCGCAUCCAGUCUUAGCUCAGACGAUGUCAGCUUACAUGAGCUGCCAAAUGAGAUUUCAAGCUCAAUAUAUGCUACCUCAGCACCCACCGCCACCAGUCAUUGAAAAGUGUCGGAAUCAACCGAAAGAGGACUUCUCUUCACGUUACAUUGCUCCUGAUGAAAGUCACGUACAAAAAUUCAAUCACGACAAGAUUGUGUCAUUCGUUGGAUUAGCUUGGGAUGACGUGAUGCGAGAAACAGGGUCUGCAUCAUCAGGCCGUGUACAGUACUAUAGUGGACAGUGAGAUAAGCUCCACAAACAGUAGAAAAUUAAUUGAUAAAGUGCUUUUACAUGAUUUAAACAACACACACGCUACAAUUAUACAUACACACACUGGCAUAAAAUACACA